Chinchilla lanigera (long-tailed chinchilla) is the source of this 760-nucleotide messenger RNA. It is a transcript of the gene Ctxn1, whose product is annotated as cortexin 1. The record is from RefSeq and is a predicted model, not a curated record. Lineage: Eukaryota; Metazoa; Chordata; Mammalia; Rodentia; Chinchillidae.
GCGCGCGGCGAUGUGAGCCAUGAGCGCGACGUGGACGCUGUCACCGGAGCCGCUGCCGCCUUCGACGGGGCCCCCGGUGGGUGCGGGCCUGGACGCGGAGCAGCGCACGGUGUUCGCCUUCGUGCUCUGCCUGCUCGUGGUGCUGGUGCUGCUGAUGGUGCGCUGCGUGCGCAUCCUGCUGGACCCCUACAGCCGCAUGCCCGCCUCGUCCUGGACCGACCACAAGGAGGCGCUCGAGCGCGGGCAGUUCGACUACGCGCUGGUGUGAGGGGCUCGGGUCUGCGCUCAGCACCCGUCCAGCCCCGGCCCCUUCGAUCCCGCCCGUCUCCCCACUAGCCUGGCCAGAGCCCCACCUUGUGCCUUUGCCCGUCCCUGCCCGUCCUCUGCACACUCUGGGCCCGACUGCAUCCCCAACUUCUAAGUGGCGCUGGCUGCUGUCGUGUGCCAGUGUCACCAUGGCUGUGUGGAGCCUGUCUUUGCGUCCUGCGGGGCAGGAUGCUGCAUCCGAUAAUGCCCUCCUGCCCAAGCCCUGGACCCGGAAGACGGACCGCGGCUGCUGCGCCCCGGGACGCACGGUGCAUUCCGUCCCCAGGUCAGCGCGCCCUUCCCCGUGCGCACCUCUGCUUCCAUGGGCCCCGCCGCCUGCCCAGCUCUCCCCACGCCCCUCCGCUGCCUUCUCCUCUCGCCCUGUCUCUGAGCUGUGAUGAUGAUGGCGGUGAUAAUAAAAGCUACUAUUGAGCGCUCACUGCAUGCCAAGCAA